Penicillium taxi is the source of this 681-nucleotide messenger RNA. Its product is annotated as sugar phosphate isomerase/epimerase family protein. The coding region runs from base 1 to 681 and encodes 226 amino acids. The record is from RefSeq and is a predicted model, not a curated record. Lineage: Eukaryota; Fungi; Ascomycota; Eurotiomycetes; Eurotiales; Aspergillaceae. The transcript has a single exon.
AUGUCGUAUCAGCCAGCUAUCAUGAGUGCGUCCUUAGGGCGCGCUUGGCUCCACGAUCUCGACUACAAAAUCGAACAGGCUGCAAAAGCAGGCUUCAAGGGUAUCGAGAUCUUCUAUGAGGAUUUGGAAUAUAUGGCUAGAAAGACCUCCAAAAACAAUUCUCCCGAUUCAAAUCACAUACUCGAGGCAGCUAAUCAUGUUCGCGCAAUCUGCCAAGCUCAAAGACUUGAAAUCAUCUGUAUGCAGCCCUUCCUCUUCUAUGAGGGUCUCAAAGAUAGAGAGCAGCAUGAUAAAUUGAUUGAGAAAAUGAAACUUUGGCUCAAGAUAGUCAAGAAUCUCGGCACAGACACCAUUCAGAUCCCUGCCAACUUUUUACCUGCAGAGCAGUUGACCGAUGACCUUGACGUCCAUUCUGCUGAUCUUCGGCAAUUGGCGGAUAUGGGCGCGGCUGAAAACCCCUCUAUUCGUUUUGCAUAUGAAAACCUAUGCUGGAGCACCUACGUCGAUACCUGGGAGAAGACAUGGGAUAUGGUCAAGCGUGUCGACCGACCUAACUUCGGCCUUUGUCUUGACACGUUUAACAUUGCCGGCCAUAUUUGGGCAGAUCCCGCCUCUCUUACAGGCAAAACUCCGACUGCAGAUGCGGAUUUCAAAGCAUCAAUCGAUCGAAUGAUCAAAUAG